This is a messenger RNA of Coniosporium apollinis CBS 100218, 999 nucleotides long. RefSeq lists its product as uncharacterized. The transcript is spliced from 5 exons. The record is from RefSeq and is a predicted model, not a curated record. Lineage: Eukaryota; Fungi; Ascomycota; Dothideomycetes. Bases 1 to 999 code for a protein of 332 amino acids.
AUGGUCUGCUGCGACGGGACCUGGCAGUCCUCCGCCCACGGCACCAACGCCGACCCCUCUAACAUCACCAAGAUCUCGCGCUUAAUAGCUGCACUCGGCUACGGCCCCGACCAAAACGUCUGCGAAGCGUAUAAUUUUCUUGUUAGUAAUUACUCGCUGGGCGACGAACUCUGCUUCUUCGGCUUCUCGCGCGGCGCCUGCACCGUCCGCGCAACGGCCGGCCUGGUCUGCCGUGCGACGAUCGGCUCCACUGGAUCACUGGAGGAGACGGAGUGGGGAAGAUUACCGCCCCCGGAAGAGGAGGGGCAGUACUUUGAGAGCUCCAAAGAGGGCGAGGACGCGAAACCUCUCAACAAUGAUGUUAAGAUCAAGGUGGUUGGUGUGUGGGAUACGGCGGGCAGCCUGGGGUAUCCUGAUAACGCGUGGAGGGAUGUCUCGGAUGUGAAUGCGCCGCAUGGGUUUCAAAAUACGGAUAUUCAUCCGCGUAGGUCGGCUUCCGUAAAACACUUGCACACAUACCGACAAGUUCCCGAGAUCGAGAACGCCUUCCACGCUCUGGCUCUUGAAGAAAGGCGUAAGCCCUUCGCACUAACGCUUUGGUGGCUGCCGAUCGACAAGCAGGCUAAGGUCAUCGGCAACACGAACCUGAUCCAAUACUGGUUUCCCGGUGUGCAUCCGUUCCUCGAUUUCAACCCCAUGAACAUCAUGGGUACCAUUCGGAGCUACUCGCUAGCCACUGCCAAGGUUCUUGCCGCCGAUGGCAAAACGAAGCCGAACGAGAAGCGCAAAGCCGGCUGGGAAACCGGGCUGUUUAUUGACAGCUACGACGGGAUUGAAGAUAGGGCUGCGGGCGAAGAGGACAGAAGGCCGGGCGCGUAUCCUAAUCCCAAACCACCUGUCGAUAAACAGAGCGGUGCCCCUGGCGUGUAUACCACUGUUGAUCUGACCAAGGAGUGCAUGCACCUGGUUGUGGAACACCUCAUCCAACAAGGGAGAUGA